Molecule: messenger RNA, 4179 nt
Organism: Cebus imitator (Panamanian white-faced capuchin)
Lineage: Eukaryota; Metazoa; Chordata; Mammalia; Primates; Cebidae
Gene: ACVR1
Product: activin A receptor type 1
Exons: 11
Coding region: 712-2241 (509 amino acids)
Biological process (GO): heart development; transforming growth factor beta receptor signaling pathway; BMP signaling pathway
Cellular component (GO): BMP receptor complex; plasma membrane
Molecular function (GO): ATP binding; SMAD binding; transforming growth factor beta receptor activity, type I
Source: RefSeq, a predicted model, not a curated record
GCUCUUUGCAGCCGCCGCCGCCGCCGCAGCCUCCCCCUCGGCGCUGGGGGAACUUUUCUACUCUCUGUGACCGUCUCCCCCACGGCUCCCGGGGGCAAGCCCCCGCCCCCCUGCCCGCCCCGCCCGCGGCGGUGCUCCCAGCCCGAGCCUCUGCGCCUUGGGAAGUUUAUUCCGCCCGCCCUCCUCCCCUUCCUCCUCCUCUUCACCCCGCCUCCCCGCCCUCCCCCGGCUCUUUCCCCGGGUGGCUGCCGCUGCCGCCGCUGCUGCUGCCAGCCUGCUCCUCGGCCAGCCGCGCCGGCCCCAGCGCUGGGAAGCCCCCGCCCCACGCACCGCUCCGCCGCAGCCGCAGCAGCCGCCGCCGCUCGGGGCUGGCCCUCGUCCCCCAGCCCCCGGCCCCGCAGAGUUCCGGGCUCCCUAGCCGGCUGCACCGCCCCGCCCCGCCCCGCGCCGCGCCGCGGCGACCUGCAGCGCCCGGCUGCCUCGCACUCCGCCUCCCCCGGCUCAGCCCCCGGCCGCGGCGGGACCCGAGCCUGGGGCGUUGUUAAGCGUCGCAUUGCCAAAGUGAGAACCGCUGGAGAACUCAUAAUCCCAGCAGCGCCUCUUCUACUCCCCGGGUACCCCAGUGACCAGAGUGAGAGAAGCUCUGAAGGAGGGCACGUGGCUUGAAAGACGGUGGGCAGAUGUGACCAGGAGCCUGCGUUAAGUUGUACAAUGGUAGAUGGAGUGAUGAUUCUUCCUGUGCUUAUAAUGAUUGCUUUCCCCUCCCUUAGUAUGGAAGAUGAGAUGCCCAAGGUCAACCCCAAACUCUACAUGUGUGUGUGUGAAGGCCUCUCCUGUGGUAAUGAGGACCACUGUGAAGGCCAGCAGUGCUUUUCCUCACUGAGCAUCAACGAUGGCUUCCACGUCUACCAGAAAGGCUGCUUCCAGGUUUAUGAGCAGGGAAAGAUGACCUGUAAGACCCCACCGUCCCCUGGACAAGCGGUGGAGUGCUGCCAAGGGGACUGGUGUAACAGGAACAUCACGGCACAGCUGCCCACGAAAGGAAAAUCCUUCCCUGGAACACAGAAUUUCCACUUGGAGAUCGGCCUCAUUAUUCUCUCUGUAGUGUUCGCAGUAUGUCUUUUAGCCUGCUUGCUGGGAGUGGCUUUCCGAAAAUUUAAAAGGCGCAACCAAGAACGUCUCAAUCCCCGAGACGUGGAGUAUGGCACCAUUGAAGGGCUUAUCACCACCAAUGUUGGAGACAGCACUUUGGCAGAUUUAUUGGAUCAUUCGUGUACAUCAGGAAGUGGCUCUGGUCUUCCCUUUCUGGUACAAAGAACAGUGGCUCGCCAGAUUACACUGUUGGAGUGUGUUGGGAAAGGCAGGUAUGGUGAAGUGUGGAGGGGCAGUUGGCAAGGGGAAAACGUUGCUGUGAAGAUCUUCUCCUCCCGUGAUGAGAAGUCAUGGUUCAGGGAAACAGAAUUGUACAACACUGUGAUGCUGAGGCAUGAAAAUAUCUUAGGUUUUAUUGCUUCAGACAUGACAUCAAGACACUCCAGUACCCAGCUGUGGUUAAUUACACAUUAUCAUGAAAUGGGAUCUUUGUAUGACUAUCUUCAGCUUACUACUCUGGAUACAGUUAGCUGCCUUCGAAUAGUGCUGUCCAUAGCUAGUGGUCUUGCACAUUUGCACAUAGAGAUAUUUGGGACCCAAGGGAAACCGGCCAUUGCCCAUCGAGAUUUAAAGAGCAAAAAUAUUCUGGUUAAGAAGAAUGGACAGUGUUGCAUAGCAGAUUUGGGCUUGGCAGUCAUGCAUUCCCAGAGCACCAAUCAGCUUGAUGUGGGGAACAAUCCCCGUGUGGGCACGAAGCGCUACAUGGCCCCCGAAGUUCUAGAUGAAACCAUCCAGGUGGAUUGUUUCGAUUCUUAUAAAAGGGUCGAUAUUUGGGCCUUUGGACUUGUUUUGUGGGAAGUGGCCAGGCGGAUGGUGAGCAAUGGUAUAGUGGAGGAUUACAAGCCACCAUUCUACGAUGUGGUCCCCAAUGACCCAAGUUUUGAAGAUAUGAGGAAAGUGGUCUGUGUGGAUCAACAGAGGCCAAACAUACCCAACAGAUGGUUCUCAGACCCGACAUUAACCUCUCUGGCCAAGCUAAUGAAAGAAUGCUGGUAUCAGAAUCCAUCCGCAAGACUCACAGCACUGCGCAUCAAAAAGACUCUGACCAAAAUCGAUAAUUCCCUCGACAAAUUGAAAACUGACUGUUGACAUUUUCAUAGUGUCAAGAAGGAAGAUUUGAUGUUGUCAUUGUCCAGCUGGGACCUAAUGCUGGCCUGACUGGUUGUCAGAACAGAAUCCAUCUGUCUCCCUCCCCAAAAGGCUGCUUUCACAAGGCAGACAUCAUACCCAGCCAUGUGUUGGGGGAGACAUCAAAACCACCCUAACCUCUCUCGAUGACUGUGAACUGGGCAUUUCACGAACUGUUCACACUGCAGAGACUAAUGUUGGACAGACACUGUUGCAAAGGUAGGGACUGGAGGAACACAGAGAAAUCCUAAAAGAGAUCUGGGCAUUAAGACAGUGGCUUUGCAUAGCUUUCACAAGUCUCCUAGACACUCCCCACGGGAAACUCAAGGAGGUGGUGAAUUUUUAAUCAGCAAUAUUGCCUGUGCUUCUCUUCUUUAUUGCACUAGGAAUUCUUUGCAUUCCUUACUUGCACUGUUACUCUUAAUUUUAAAGACCCAACUUGCCAAAACGUUGGCUGCGUACUCCACUGGUCUGUCGUUGGAUAAUAGGAAUUCAAUUUGGCAAAACAAAAUGUAAUGUCAGACUUUGCUGCAUUUUACACAUGUGCUGAUGUUUACAAUGAUGCCGAACAUUAGGAAUUGUUUAUACACAACUUUGCAAAUUAUUUAUUACUUGUGCACUUAGUAGUUUUUACAAAACUGCUUCGUGCAUAUGUUAAAGCUUAUUUUUAUGUGGUCUUAUGAUUUUGUUACCGAAAUGUUUUUAACACUAUACUCUAAAACGGACAUUUUCUUUUAUUAUCAGUUAAAUUCACAUUUUAAGUGCUUCACAUUUGUAUGUGUGUAGACUGUAACUUUUUUUCAGUUCAUAUGCAGAACGUAUUUAGCCAUUACCCACGUGACACCACCGAAUAUAUUACUGAUUUAGAAGCAAAGAUUUCAGUAGAAUUUUAGUCCUGAACGCUACGGGGAAAAUGCAUUUUCUUCAGAAUUAUCCAUUAUGUGCAUUUAAACUCUGCCAGAAAAAAAAUAACUAUUUUGUUUUAAUCUACUUUUUGUAUUUAGUAGUUAUUUGUAUAAAUUAAAUAAACUGUUUUCAAGUCAAACAGUGAAAUUGUUUUUCAAAAUAUAAAAAAGGUCUGUGUAACAUUACGCAUUGUCUUAUGGGAGCAAUAGAAGCACAAAACUAAUUUGUAAAUUGAAUUUGCUUUUUAAGUCUACUAAUGAACUUACAUAAGACAUCAUAAGGAUGUUUUACAGCUUGAAUUUGGUAGAAGAAAACUUGUUCCUUCCCUUGGCUGUGAUGAUUUUUUUUCAGUCAGUUUCUCCAGCUGUGAGGUGAGGGUAACAGAUCUCUCUGACCUGGCUUUCUCGCAGGGAGUUGUGAGUGUACAUGGGAAGGAGGAUGUUAGAGCAGUUUGUUUCGCGUAAGGUCCCAUGUGAGUGUAAAGUGGUCUUCUGCAUCCCACCUUGCUGCUUGGGAGAGUCCAUUCUUGGUUUUUACACUUCUUAUACACAAGAUUAAAAAGGUAGACUUAACAGUAGCCCAAUAAGAGAAGAGGGGUGAACAUGCUGGAAUGUCUUGCAGAGGUAAGUUAAUAACUUCAUUAGGAUGCAUUUACUUGGAGGGUAUGCAUUAGAAUUGCAUUUUUUAAAAUUAAAAAUUAAAAUUUUAAUUUGUAUUACAGAUAACAUAAAACUUACUAAUUUUUAAGUGUGCAUUAAAUACUUUCAUCUUGUUGUGCUACUAUCACCAUCAUCUAUCCACAGAACUCACGUGAAACUGAAGCUGUAUCUGUCAAACAAUAUCUCCCCAUUCCUCCCUCCUUGGCCCCUGGCAAACAUUAUUCUACUCUGUGUCUCUAUGAGUUGAUUACUCUAAGCACCUCAUGGAAUCACGUAGUAUUUGUCCUUUUGUGAGACUGGUUUAUUUUACUUAACAUUGUAUCUUCAAGGUUCA